AUGAUGGCUGAUGCAGAUGGACAGGCCGUCAACGAGCCGUCGAGGGAGCUCGAGCUUGUGGCCAACGGAGAGGCCGAUGGAUUACGGGCAUGGCAUGCACGCGCUUGCCCUACGACUCUCAAGCUUCGCUCGCAUCAUCCCGACGAUCGCGCGUUGGCCGUGGGCUGCUCGAAUGGACGUAUAUACGUCUACAGCGACUAUCUUGACCCGAAUAAUUGGAAUCACCAAGCGUUAGUCCCUGGGUAUGACCUAUGUCCCGCAAGAAGCCCGCGCGCCACAGGCGAGGUGCUCUUGGGGCACGGCACUUGGCUCUAUGCCUCAACCGAGUUGGACGCCCAUGGUGACCAUUGGGUGAUCAACACAAGCAAGCGCAAUGGCAAGGGCAAAGGACGGUUGUGCGGUGGACAUGGACGGCCUGUGACCGAUAGUGGCGACACUAUGGCGCUAACCGAUGAUCGCGAGCGACUCGCGCUCUUCACACGCAGUAGAGAUGCGAAACACGUCCUGCGCCUAUACGACAUCAAGAAUACGAACUUUGACGCCGUCACGACCGUCACGCUAGAGCGCUUCCCUCGACGCAGCGAGAUCGCUUUGGAAGUCACUUGUGCGAAGUUUAGUCCCGACGGCUGCUUCAUCGCUAUCGGGCGCAACAACAAUUCCUUCCACUUAUACAACACGCGCAUGUGGAAGGAGCCCAUCCACCGGUUUCAGCACAACAUCUCGGCAAACGCACAGAAGAAUCGGUCCAUCGGUGCGCCGAAUUACGGUGUCACACAUUUCGAAUGGGUCGUGCCGCCUCGUGGAGGCGGACUUGGUUUUGUCUCAGGAGGUGGUGAUAGCUGUGUUUAUCUAUGGGAUAUGUGUAAUGCCCAUAGUGCUAGGCCAGAGCUCCUAGCCGAAAUGCAGCAUGGCGUUGCGACGUUCUCUAUUGGUGAUCGUCAGAACGGAGAGAAGAGACUCGUCGUGUGA
Molecule: messenger RNA, 969 nt
Organism: Peniophora sp. CBMAI 1063
Lineage: Eukaryota; Fungi; Basidiomycota; Agaricomycetes; Russulales; Peniophoraceae
Source: the annotation of a GenBank genome assembly